AAAGGGAAGCAGUCAUAAACUCCUGCCUCAGGUCACAUGUUGCAGGCUAUGCUUUUUGCUUUAGAGCAUAAUUUUAAUCUGAGCAUAUAACAGCAUGAGGAGACCACUAGCAGCCCAGAAACUUACUCCUGGAAAGGAUGGGCUGUAACUUGAGAAAAGAGUAGACAGCAAGACUGCAAGUUGAAGGGACGGCCCAUGUGUAUGAGGAUGGUUAAAGCCUUUCGUUAUUAUUUCCAACAUCCAUGGAGUCGACUGGUUGUGGCCUACUUGGUGACUUUCUUCAAUUUCCUUAUUUUUGCUGAAGAUCCUAUUUCUCACAGUCAGACUCCCGCCAAUGUUGCUGUUGUUGGAAACUGCUUCUCUUUCAUAGCAAAUAAGUAUCCUGGAGGAGGAUGGAGUUUCUUAAAAGUGCUACUGUGGUUGCUAGGUAUUAUUACUGGCCUUAUUGCAGGAAAAUUCCUCUUCCAUCAGCGGAUGUUUGGUCAGUUACUUCGACUAAAUAUGUUCCGAAAAGAUCAUGGCUCCUGGAUGGUGAUGCUUUUUUCCACUAUUCUCUUCCUGUUCAUCUUCUCUCAUAUUUACAACCUGUGCCUCUUAAUUGGUGGAAAUAUGAGUCCCUACUUCAUUAACAAUUACAUGGGCAUGAGAAACGAAACCUUCAUGAAGUUAGCAGCAGUUGGAACCUGGUUGGGGGAUUUUGUCACUGCCUGGAUGGUCACAGAUAUGAUGCUUCAAGAUGCUUUGUAUCCUGGUUGGGGAAAGACAGCUCGAGCCUUCUGGAGAAAGGGAUACAACAGGGUGGUCUUGUUUUGGUCUGUGCUGAUCACCCUGACAAGUGUUGUCGUUAUUGUCAUCACCACUGACUGGAUCAGUUGGGACAAGUUGAACCGAGGGUUUUUGCCAAGUGAUGAAGUCUCCAGAGCCUUUUUGGCCUCUUUUAUCCUGGUUUUUGACCUCCUCAUCGUCAUGCAGGAUUGGGAGUUUCCACAGUUUAUGGAAAAUUUGGAAAUCAACCUUCCUGGUCUUCCCACAUCACAUAUUCACUUAAGACUGCCUCAUUUCCAGAAAAUAUUCAAGGAAGAAUACCUCAUUUGUAUAACAGGUAAAUGGUUUAACUAUGGCAUUAUCUUUCUUGUGCUGAUUUUGGACCUGAACAUGUGGAAGAAUCAGAUAUUUUACCAGCCACCUGAAUAUGGCCAGUACGUCGGGCCUGGGCAGAAAAUCUAUACAGUGGACGAUCCAGAGUCAUUAAAGGAUUUAAACAAAAGUACUCUAAACUGGGAAUGGCGAUCAACUAAUAUUAACCCACUCACUAACAGGACCUAUGCCCAGAGUGACUUGUUUUUGCACAGCAGGUAUAUUGGUGCCAGACUUGGUGUUAAGUGUCUUGCUUUUGUCCCAAGCAUCAUGGCAUUUAUCUUGUUUGGGUUCUUCAUCUGGUUUUUUGGAAGAUUUCAGAAAAGUGAAUUAAUUGAAGACAAACAAGAUAAUUUGUAUGUAAAGAUCAAGAAGAAAUCACCAUCUGAAUUUAGCAAAGAUUUAAAUGAGCCUGCAGAAGAGGGACACAAAUCUGAGACUAUAAAGGAUGAAGCACUGAUGUCCGCAGGGACGGAGGUGGCAACAGCUACUGUACACGGUACAACCUCUACUUCUUCUGGAGGUUUCCUCAAGGAUUCACAGGGCAACAGUGUGCUUGAAGCAAGGCCAGACACUGAACACAUGUCUCCUGUUGUUCUUCCUGAUCCAUCAGCAAAAAAGUUACCUGACACAAAUGUUCAAGUUUAAACUUAAAAUAAGCACAGGCCUUAAGCAAGAUUUUAGCUUUUCAUUUUUACACAUUUAUAGACCUUUCUACAAUUAGUGUUACAGUGGCAUUUUGACUUAAAAAUUACUGACCUAGGUUUUAAAAACUAACUAACCAGAGUAUGUAGGUGGUGGUCCUGCAGUGGAGGGCAGAAAUUGCUUUUAUUUUUGAAAAGCAUAUUAUUGUGCCUACACCUAGACAUUCCUUUAUGUCUUGCCUUUCACAAUAGCACACGGUUUAUGUCAAUGCUGUAUUAAAUUGUAUGGUAAUAUAGUAUUCAUCUCUAACACAAGGGUAAAAUGAAAAAUACCGUACUAGUUGUGCCUUGAGAAGUUCCAUUUUGUACUGUUGUCUCAAGGAAUUUUUUAAAAUCUUAGAUUUUCACCUUCACAAAGCAAAAACAUUAGUAGUUCUUGAUUCUCUGAUGGGAUUACUCGAGAGACUGCCAGACCUUAGCUCAUGUAAUACUGCGUUCUUCUGAGGCUGAAAUUGGUACUGGAAGUUUGGUAUAUGAAUAGGUGAUUCUAAUGCUUAAUUGAUUAUGGCGAAGAUAGUAUUGUCAGCUGAAUUACACAUGCAAAAAGCGCUGUUGAUUAAUCUUUUAGUUCUGAUGAAUUGGCUGCCUGCCAAAGAAAGCUGUGAAGGUGAUGGGGAGGAGACAAUACUGCUCUGUGUGGGCCACUGUGUACAAAGAGGAUAUAUUUCACAAUCUGUAUUUCACAAUCAGAAUUGCAUUGCAGUAAUGUAUACUAAAGCACAAACAUCUGACUGUAUUUAUGUAUGUAAAAAUACUAACUACCUACAGAUGUAGAAUAAAUGGUGUAAUCCUUUCA
Carcharodon carcharias (great white shark) is the source of this 2637-nucleotide messenger RNA. It is a transcript of the gene tmem117, whose product is annotated as transmembrane protein 117. Gene Ontology annotation, biological process: intrinsic apoptotic signaling pathway in response to endoplasmic reticulum stress. Bases 196 to 1785 code for a protein of 529 amino acids. The record is from RefSeq and is a predicted model, not a curated record. The transcript has 8 exons. NCBI's taxonomy places the organism in Eukaryota, Metazoa, Chordata, Chondrichthyes, Lamniformes, Lamnidae.